AUACAUAUAUGUAUAUAUAUAUAAGCCUCCGCUUUCUUCAACCCCUGCUCGAGCUUUCGAUUCUUAUUCUUCUUCUUCUUCUUCUGUUCUCAAUCCAAUCAUGGGACACUCUAACGUCUGGAACUCUCACCCCAAGAGCUAUGGGCCCGGUUCUCGCACCUGCCGUGUGUGUGGAAACCCCCAUGGUUUGAUCCGAAAGUAUGGUCUCAUGUGUUGCAGACAGUGCUUUCGUAGCAAUGCCAAGGAGAUUGGCUUCAUUAAGGUAACAAAGAAACCUUUUUUUUUUUGGGAUUAUCAAUUUAGAUUUAGUCAAACGAUCUUGUGCUUAUUGCUUUGAAUUUCUUCUUCUCAAUUUUUUUUGCAGUACCGUUAAGAGGGAUUUGACUUACAAUUUUCACAGUGGGAUGUUUUGGCUUAAAGAACAAUCUUAUUAGUUUUUGUUUUUUUUGUUUUAGAUCUCUUUCUUAAGAAGAAAGAUUAUCCUUUUCAAUGUUUUAGUUUGUUACAUUGUUGAACAUGAAUUUGAUUUGGAAUAUGUUUUAGUAAAAGUAAAUUUAUAAGUUCAUUGUUUCAUACUUCA
Molecule: messenger RNA, 580 nt
Organism: Cannabis sativa
Lineage: Eukaryota; Viridiplantae; Streptophyta; Magnoliopsida; Rosales; Cannabaceae
Product: small ribosomal subunit protein uS14z/uS14y/uS14x
Exons: 2
Coding region: 101-337 (78 amino acids)
Biological process (GO): translation
Cellular component (GO): cytosolic small ribosomal subunit; ribosome
Molecular function (GO): structural constituent of ribosome; zinc ion binding; RNA binding
Source: RefSeq, a predicted model, not a curated record